Molecule: messenger RNA, 602 nt
Organism: Linderina pennispora
Lineage: Eukaryota; Fungi; Kickxellomycota; Kickxellomycetes; Kickxellales; Kickxellaceae
Product: DUF167-domain-containing protein
Exons: 2
Coding region: 73-486 (137 amino acids)
Cellular component (GO): cytoplasm
Source: RefSeq, a predicted model, not a curated record
GGUCGUCGGUGCUGGACACCCCUUAGCAUUUCACUUAUUGUAUUGCAUCAUCUACUCAUCUUGUGUUAAUUAAUGAACCGCCCAUUACAAACAGCUGUCAAUUUGCAGAAAGCCAUGUCGACGCAUGCAAAGAGAACAAAGCACAACAAGGCGAUGGCCGCCGCCGCCACCACCCCAGAGUUACUUGCUAGCCCUGUUCUAGAAAGGAACGGCAAACUGCUUCUGAGCCUGUUCAUUAAGCCCGGUGCCCAGUCUUCUGCAAUCACCAGCAUCGACAGCGACGCAGUGCAUGCGCGCAUAGCAGCGCCGCCGCGCGACGGUGAGGCCAACAAAGAGGUCAUUGUGUUUGUUGCCAAACUGCUCAAGGUGCCAAAGUCCAGCAUUGACCUUGUGUCUGGCCACAAGUCGCGCAACAAAGUAGUGCAGCUUCCAAGCGGUAUGACAGCCACAGCUGUGCUUGACAUGCUGCACAAUAGCCAGACGUGACUCGUCACCUAUAGCUUCAAAUAUAGGCGUUACACCAUCCUGCAUAUAUAUAUAUAUUUCCGGUGUUUUGACAUGCCUGCUUAAAUAAUAGAUGGCCACAGCUGCCUUUGGAAAAG